UUACGUUGUUACGUCUAUGCGUCAUUACGCCGUCCAAGUCCUUCUUCUGUGUGCGUGCUUCGCUUCCCCGUGAGCCACAGACAUCAUGGCGUCCUUAUCGAUGGCCCCGGUCAACAUCUUCAAACAUGGAGCAGAUGAAGAAAGAGCGGAAACUGCUCGUCUGUCCUCUUUCAUUGGCGCCAUUGCAAUUGGAGAUCUGGUGAAGAGCACUCUGGGGCCGAAGGGGAUGGAUAAGAUCUUACUUAGUGGAGGAAAAAACAGCACAGUCACUGUAACUAACGAUGGAGCGACCAUCCUUAAAGCCAUCGGAGUCGACAACCCAGCGGCCAAAAUUCUUGUUGACAUGUCGAAGGUUCAGGAUGAUGAAGUCGGAGAUGGGACGACCUCGGUCACCGUCCUCGCUGCAGAGCUGCUGCGGGAGGCGGAGCUUCUGAUAGCCAGGAAGAUUCACCCUCAGACGAUCAUCUCCGGCUGGAGGAAGGCGACUCAGGCGGCCAGAGAGGCUCUGAGAGACGCUGCUGCCGACCACAGCAACGACCCGGCUCAUUUCCAGGAGGACCUGCUGAACAUCGCCCGCACCACGUUGUCCUCCAAACUACUGACUCACCACAAAGACCACUUCUCUAAGUUGGCCGUGGACGCCGUCAUGAGGCUGAAAGGCUCCGGGAACCUGGAGGCCAUCCAUGUCAUCAAGAAGCUGGGAGGCAGCCUGACCGACUCCUACCUGGACGAAGGUUUCCUGUUGGACAAGAAGAUCGGCGUGAACCAGCCGAAGAGGCUUGAGAACGCCAACAUCCUGAUCGCCAACACUGGCAUGGACACGGACAAGAUCAAGAUCUUCGGUUCCAGAGUUCGUGUCGACUCCACAGCGAAGGUUGCAGAGAUCGAACUGGCAGAGAAGGAGAAGAUGAAGGAGAAAGUCGACCGGAUCCUAAAACACGGCAUCAACUGCUUCAUCAACAGACAGUUGAUCUACAACUAUCCGGAGCAGCUGUUUGCUCAGGCUGGCGUCAUGGCAAUUGAGCACGCCGACUUCGCCGGCGUGGAGCGCCUCGCUCUCGUCACCGGCGGGGAGAUCACCUCCACCUUCGACCACCCGGAGCUGGUGAAGCUGGGUCACUGCAAGCUGAUCGAGGAGGUGAUGAUCGGGGAGGACACGCUCAUCCACUUCUCUGGAGUCUCUCUGGGUGAGGCGUGCACCGUCAUCCUCCGGGGAGCGACUCAGCAGAUCCUGGACGAGGCCGAGCGCUCGCUACACGACGCUCUGUGUGUGUUGGCUCAGACCGUGAAGGAGCCACGCACCGUCUACGGAGGAGGCUGCUCUGAGAUGCUGAUGGCCAAGGUGGUGACUGAUCUGGCCAAUAGGACGCCAGGAAAGGAGUCGGUUGCCAUGGAGUCAUUUGCUAAGGCUCUGAGGAUGCUGCCGACCAUCAUUGCAGACAACGCUGGCUACGACAGCGCCGAUCUGGUGGCCCAACUGAGGGCCUCACACCAAGACAACAAGACCACCUUUGGACUGAACAUGUCUGAGGGCACGUUAGGAGACAUGGUGGAGCUCGGCAUCACCGAGUCGUUCCAGGUGAAGCGUCAGAUGCUGCUGAGCGCCUCCGAGGCGGCCGAGAUGAUCCUGAGAGUGGACGACAUCAUCAAAGCUGCACCCAGGAAGAGAGUCCCCGACCAACACCCCUGUUAGAAGCCGACGAUGGACAGGGGAGGGCUGACUUUUAUUUAUCACCUCUGUGUAGUUCAAAUUCAAGAAAACGCUCCAGUUUUUGUUUCCACGUUGUUAAACUGUCACUGUGGACGCACCGCGCAGGCUAGCUGGCCGCCGACAACGUUUAGAAGAGAAGUUUGGACGUUGUUUGUUUUGUUUACUAAAAUAAAUGAACUAAUAAUUAA
Molecule: messenger RNA, 1899 nt
Organism: Melanotaenia boesemani (Boeseman's rainbowfish)
Lineage: Eukaryota; Metazoa; Chordata; Actinopteri; Atheriniformes; Melanotaeniidae
Gene: cct2
Product: chaperonin containing TCP1, subunit 2 (beta)
Exons: 16
Coding region: 86-1693 (535 amino acids)
Biological process (GO): protein folding
Cellular component (GO): chaperonin-containing T-complex; cytosol
Molecular function (GO): ATP binding; ATP hydrolysis activity; ATP-dependent protein folding chaperone
Source: RefSeq, a predicted model, not a curated record